AUGCAAGGGGCCGUGCGCGCCGGCGCAGAGGGGCGCGCCCUGCCCCGGAGCACGGCGGAGAGCCGUGGCCGGGCGGGCAGUGCCGAGCGUGAUUACCUAGGCGGGACCAUGCCUCGGGACAACAUGGCCUCCCUGAUCCAGCGGGUAGCCAAACAGGCCCGCAUCACCUUCCGGGGCCCGGCGCCGGGCCCCGGCUUCGGCGAGAACCUGCACCGGCUGCAGCAGCUGCUGAAUGAGGUGCAGGCCGAGGACCUGCACCUCGCCCCGCGGGGCCCGGCGGCCGUGCCGGGGGCGGGCUGCUCGCGGGCCGGGGCCGGAGCCGGGGCGGUGCCGCCGGUGAGCUACAUGCACAUCUGCGAGACGGAGAGCUUCAGCAUGGGCGUGUUCCUGCUGCGGAGCGGGGCCUGCAUCCCGCUGCACGACCACCCGGGCAUGAACGGCAUGCUCAAGGUGCUCUACGGCAGCCUGCGCAUCGCCUGCCUGGACCCGCUGCCCCCCGCCGCGCCGCCCGGCGCCCGCCGCCGCGCCCUGCUCCGCUCGCGCCAGCUCUACACGCCCGCCUCGCCGCCCUGCCUGCUCUCGCCGCACACCGACAACCUGCACCAGAUCGACGCCGUGGACGGGCCCGCCGCCUUCCUCGACAUCCUGGCGCCCCCCUACGACCCCGAGAACGGCCGGGACUGCCACUACUACCGCCUGCUGGAGGCGCCCGCCGGCCCCGCCGCCGAUCCCCACGCCCUGCCCCGGGAGGUGUGGCUGCUGGAGACCCCGCAGGCGGCGGAUUUCUGGUGCGGCGGAGAGCCCUACCCCGGGCCCAAGGUCUCCCCUUGAAGCCGGCGCGGCCCCCCUCGGGGCGAGGCUGCGCCAGAGCCCUCUGGGGGCGGACCGUCCCCCCUCCCCCUUCUUCCCCUGCAGGGAUCGUGUGGGGCCCGCUGGAGUAGGGCCCCCCCCCCUCCUCCUCUAGCGGAAGGUCAAAGAGCCGCCAGCAGCGGGACUGGAGGAUCUGGCUUGUGCCGUGGCUCACUCGAGAUGUCGCAGCGGCUACAUUCGCUGUACAAAAGCCAUAGCUACGAUUCCCUUCCCAGCCGCCUUUGAAGUAAUGCUAGUCACUACAGCAGGCCCAGCUCCUAGUCUCGGGGUGCGGAAAGCCACUCCCCAGCCUCCCCCGGAUGCUUUGGGAGAGUAUUUGUGUGCAUGUCUUGGGCUGUCGUUUUCUUGGUUCAGAGCAUCAGUUCUGACAAUGAAGCAUCUAUCUGCUGGGGCCAUGGGCUGCACUCUUUUAGGGUACUGCUUCUCUACCAAUGGAUAAUUGCAGUAGAAACAACUUUUUAUACACAGACUCUGCCCCAGAGGAGCUGAUUGUCGCUAAACUAAGGGUGGAAAAAUCUUUUGUGUGUUUCUGCCAAUGAUGCACACAGGAGAGCAGUUUCUAGGGCAGAUUAGGUACCAUUUCCCUGUCCAAAUCAUCAGAAAGACAGCAGCCAAUUAACUCUCACACAAGGAACCCAAAUCAUAACCCUGAGUGAUUUGGUGUGCUUGAUCAGGGCAGUUAUACAGACUCUAUGGUGGCUGAGCAUCUACUUCUCCUGGCUAACAAGAAUAGCAAUAUCCAGCCAGAACUAUUGCUGUUAAUGACAUAGACUGUAUUUGCAGGAAAGCUACAAAACUAAGACCUCUCUGUGCUUACUGCCAAGCUUUUUGAGUUGAGGGCACUAAACAAUCAAGUGGGUUUUUUUUCUCCUUUUGACUGAUGUGAAGACAUGGAAGAGUAGUGCUGUUUAAACUUCCACACAACUGAAUGUUAAAAAUUCCUUAUGGAAAACAGCGUGUAGGAUGUAAGCAGCUCUACUGGAAAUACAAACUGCUUCAAAGAGAAUUUUUAUUUAACCUGUUUUAGUCUUUCUGCUCUCUCUUUUUGCUGUCAGUUUUACACCAUAUGUAAAAACUAGUCAGGAUGUUUAAUGGGAUGUGACUUUAAUGCAUCUUUAAUGGUAGUGGUCCCUUACAUUGCAGGAUGUUCUGGCAACAAUUACAGAAAAAUCUUUAAUAAAGUGGAGCUAAAAGGACCAGUAUUAAAACAAGUCCUACUACAAGGAGAAAACAAACUAAGAUGCAUUAAAGAAAAGCCUUUUUGUUUAACAGUUUUUGCUUGAACUUUCAUAUACUUAGUCAUUAGAAUUUACUAUCUUUAAACAAAAGGCUCAAGUCUGUAUUGCUGUUCUUUCUCACUGCAGCCUGGGUAUUGUGUUUUCAUAACAGGAAAAUUACUGCUGUUGAUGAACUAUAGAAUAAAUACAGGAUAUUUCACA
This is a messenger RNA of Chelonia mydas (Green sea turtle), 2309 nucleotides long. It is a transcript of the gene ADO, whose product is annotated as 2-aminoethanethiol dioxygenase. The record is from RefSeq and is a predicted model, not a curated record. Gene Ontology annotation, cellular component: mitochondrion. The coding region runs from base 1 to 831 and encodes 276 amino acids. Gene Ontology annotation, molecular function: oxidoreductase activity, acting on single donors with incorporation of molecular oxygen, incorporation of two atoms of oxygen. The transcript is spliced from 2 exons. Lineage: Eukaryota; Metazoa; Chordata; Testudines; Cheloniidae.